This is a messenger RNA of Arxiozyma heterogenica, 4566 nucleotides long. It is a transcript of the gene VPS15, whose product is annotated as ubiquitin-binding serine/threonine protein kinase VPS15. Gene Ontology annotation, molecular function: protein binding; protein serine/threonine kinase activity; ATP binding. Lineage: Eukaryota; Fungi; Ascomycota; Saccharomycetes; Saccharomycetales; Saccharomycetaceae. Bases 1 to 4566 code for a protein of 1521 amino acids. Gene Ontology annotation, cellular component: late endosome; nucleus-vacuole junction; phosphatidylinositol 3-kinase complex, class III, type I. The record is from RefSeq and is a predicted model, not a curated record. The transcript has a single exon. Gene Ontology annotation, biological process: autophagy of peroxisome; late endosome to vacuole transport; protein targeting to vacuole.
AUGGGUGCCAAACUAUCAUUAUUAGCACAAACAUCUCCAUCAAUAGGUAUUUUCUCUUAUAUUGACAUUUUACAAGAAGUUCACUAUAUAUCACAAUUAAAUUCUUCAAAAUUUUUAAAGACUUGUAAAGCCCUUGAUCCAAAUGGUGAAAUUAUUGUUAAAGUAUUUAUCAAACCAAACGAAGAAUUCACUGAACAAUUUAGUUUAAUUAUUAAAAGAAUACAGGAACAGCAAAUUAAAUUAGCUAAAUCGUGUUCUGUAUUGAAUUACAGUAAAAUUAUUGAUUCUAAAAGAGCAAUAUAUUUAAUUAGACAACAUUUGAAGGGUAAUCUUUAUGAUAGGUUAAGCUUAAGACCAUAUUUACAUCCAAUUGAAUUAAAGUUUAUCACUUUUCAAAUAUUAAAAGCUAUUAGUGAGAUUCAUGAUUUAGAUAUUGUUCAUGGUGAUCUAAAGACUGAAAAUAUAUUAAUUAAUAGUUGGAAUUGGAUAGUAAUAACAGAUUUUGCGUCCUUGAUUAAACCUGUUUAUUUACCGGAAGAUAAUCCAAGUGAAUUUACAUUUUAUUUUGAUACUUCAAAGAGAAGAUCAUGCUAUUUAGCCCCAGAAAGAUUUAAUUCUAAAUUAUAUUCUGAAAUAAAUAGUGAUAUAACAUCAUCGAUUUCAGAUAGCAAAAAUUUCCAUGUAACAAAAGAAAUGGAUACUUUUAGUGUAGGCUGUUGUAUAGCAGAAUUGUUUUUAGAAGGUGUUCCAUUAUUUAAUCUAUCACAGCUGUUCAAGUAUAAGAAUAAUGAAUACGAUCCAUAUCAAUUUCUGAUAGAUAAUAUACCUAGACUUGAUAUUUCAACAAAAGGUGAAAUUGGUAAAGAUAAAGAUACGAUUGAUGUGCUUUUGAAUGACACUAAUACAAAUAUGAUUUCUAAUGAUGAUAGAAAACAGAUAUGCAACCUAAUAAUGGAUAUGAUUCAUAUUGACCCACAAAAAAGAUUAUCAUGUAAAGACAUUUUGAUUAAAUACAGAGAUAUAUUUUUUCCUGAUUAUUUUUAUACUUUUACAUAUGAUUAUUUAAAAACUCUCGCCAUAUUAUCGACAAAUAUUCCAACAAAUGAUAAAUUAGUGACUAUUUACACUCUGAAGGAUAAUUUAAGUACUGUCAUAGAAGAUUGUGUUCAAAAGAUUUAUGCAGAUUUUGAGAAGAUAUGUAAUAAAUUGAAGUUUCCCAUUUCUACUUGUAACGAUAAAUUACAGAAUAAUAAAUCAAUGUUUAAAUUUCCUAGCGAAUUUAUUAGAUUCAACAAGGAUUUAUGCAUAGAACUGAACUCUUUUAAAAAUUAUAGUACUAAUAUAAAAACUAUACAAGAGGAAUGUUCGUUAUUAUAUCUUUCAUUUUUACUUCAUUCUCUUAGAUGUUGUCGUUUUGAAUCAAGUCAAAUUAAAUGUCUAGAGUUAAUUACUGCAUUAUCACAAUUUAUAUCAGAUGAGAAUAAAUUAGAUAGAGUCAUUCCUUACUUGGUCAACUGUUUUUUGAGCACUAAAUCAACUAAUGUACAAUCUCUAGCAUUGCAAAAUGUAUGUCAAAUAUUAUCUAAUGUCGAAGAACUAACUGCAUUAAAUGCUAACAUAUUUGUGGAUUACUUGUUUCCAAAGACGAAAAAGUUGUUACAACAAUGCAAUAGUACCAAUAAUAUCACGAUAGCAAACAAUAAUACCCAAUAUGUUAAAAUUAUAUUGGCAAAUUGUCUAGGGGAUUUAGUUACCAUUGCUGAACGAUUCGAAGGAUUGAAUUAUUUGAAUCAUACAAAGAGGAAUGAUAACUACAUAUUGUCAAGUUUUACAGAUUUACAUAUUCAAGAUAAAUCAUCAAGAAAAUUAAUUCAACUUGUCAGUGAUUUGACAAUUUCAUUAUUGACUGAUAAUUCUGCUCCUGUUAAAAUUUCACUGUUAAGAAAUAUUUUACCUUUAUGCAAAUUUUUUGGUAAGGAAAAGACUAAUGAUAUUAUAUUAAGUCAUUUAAUCACUUAUUUAAAUGAUAGAAAUUAUUUGUUAAGAAUGACACUAAUCGAAACUAUUCCUUCUAUUGCAAUUUUACUAGGACCAAUCACAUUAGAACGAUAUAUUCUCCCACUUCUGAUUCAAUCAUUAGUAGAUUCUGAAGAAUGUAUCAUAAUAGCUGUCCUUUAUGGAAUAAAAGAUCUUUGCAAAGUUGGCCUUAUAUCCAAGCCUGUUUUCUAUGAUUUAGCUGCUACAAUAAUUCCUUUAGUGUUUCAUCCAAAUUACUCAAUAAGAAAUGUGACAAUACAUAUCAUAUAUCAAAUAUCUCAGCAAUUAUCAAAAGCCGAAAUCUAUUGUAAGUUAUAUCCUAUAAUAAGGCCGUAUUUUGGUUUUGAUGUGGAAUUCUCUCUAGAGUUACUCAUUGACAGCUGUAAACAGCCUGUAUCGAGGAUAGUCUUUAAUCUGCUCUGUAGCUGGUCUUUACAUGCAUCCAAAUCACUAUUUUGGAAACAGACUGAUAAUAGUGACAUAGAUAUUUUUGGUAAUAGGAUUAUUACUUUCAUAGAUAAAAUUUAUGUCUCAAACAAUUAUCAUGUUAAUUCAAAUAAUAAAAAUAUUAUGAACGAAACUUCUACAAUGAAUAUAGUUAGUCAGAAAAGGAAAGCAUUUGAAACGAAUCUUCAAACUGAUUUAAUGUUAAACUUAGGGAAUGUAGAAGUGCCAUUAACCACUGAAGAUAAAUUAUGGAUUGAAAAGUUUAUUGCUAUUGGUACAAAGAGAAAAGACUUAUGGAAGUUGGAAAUAUUAAGAAGUUAUGUAAUACGAUAUACAAAGACAUGGAAUAAAUCUCCAAAUAAGUUGAAUGAACAAAAUAAUUUAUAUGGUAAUCAGGAAAUUAAUAAUAAUAAAUCAUUUAAUGUGAUACCAAGAAAUGUCUUUUUUGAUAUAAAAUUUAUUGCACCGAAUAAUGUAUUGUAUACAUAUCAAGACAACGAUAUUCCAUGUGCAUUGCAGAUUAAACAAGAAAAAACUAUUUCCGAUAAGAAUGAAACGGUACAAUUGCACAAUGAUAAAACUAAGUUAUUAACUUUAAUAAAUGUAAAUGGAUCCUUAUUAUUUCAGUCUCAGUUAUUGGGUACUACAGCAUCUAAUUUAAAUAAUAUUUAUGUCGAAUGUGACACAAAAUUGGGGUUAAAUGGUAAAUUAUUAUCAGAAGAAAACUUAGAGUAUUAUGGAUCCACGAAAAGAUAUAUUGUAGAAAAUAGCUAUGAAGGAACUAGUAACACUAUAAAGAGAUUUAUUAAAAGUUGCAAUAUUGUUCCAUCAUUAAAAGAAUUUAAAGAAUUUGGCUUACAAUUUAAUAUCGAGCAAGAUCAUUUAGAGUUUGGGGAUCUAAAUGAUAUGUUUGUUGCAAAUUUAUCUGAAAAUGUUGGUGAUUCCAUUAUUACCAUAAUUGCAUCACAUGAUAAAUGCUCUUUUUUAUUUACUGGAUCAUUACAUGGAAUUGUAAAUAUAUGGGAUAUGCUAUCAAUCACAAAUGGCAACAAAGUAUAUGCUACAGUAAAGUACACUUGUGGUGCCUCAAUAACCGAUAUGAACCUCCUCCCCGGUUUUGACACUAUUAUAAUUUCCUUGAACAAUGGGGUGAUGCUUUGUCUAAGGAUAGUAUCCACCAUUGAAGAAGGUGUAAAAAAGUUUUCUAAGUUAACAAGAGUCAGACAAUUGAAUAUAAAUACUCUGUCAAACAAAAAGGGUUUAACUUCUAGUGAUAAUUAUAUCAAAAAAUUUAUUAUUUGUCCAACUGAAGAAACAUCUAUAAUUAUUGCACUUACUAACAGACAUAAAAUUCUUUUGAUUGAUAUUAGAGACAUGACUUUCCUAAACAGUAUUCAGAUUCCAAAAAAGUAUGGUGCAAUUUCCUGUUUUGAAGUAAAUCCAAAUGAUAUGACAUUAAUCAUUGGGACAAUGAGAGGUAUAAUAAAUGUAUGGGAUUUAAGGUUUAAUAUUUUACUAAACAGUUUCACUUUUGGAGAUAACUCAUCUGUUACAGAUAUUAAAUUACUACCACAUUUUGGUGCUAAUCAUAUUUGUGUAACUAAAGGGUCAUCUAAUCCAUUAUUUUCGAUAUGGGAUUACUCUAAAAUAGCAUGUAAGUUAGCUGCUGUGAUAUCUGAUGAAGUACCCCCUCUUCAAGCAUUCAUGGCAAUAUCCAAAAACUUGGAUCAACGCAAAUACAACAUCGACAUUAAUAAAGGUUCUAUUUCAGCUAUAAAAGUGAGUGGUGCAUCUGUUAUCAUAGCACAACACAAUAUACAAGAUCUGCUGUUGUUUAAUUUAUUAAACUUUUCUAAGUGUAAAGUUUUGUUCAAGAAUACUUUUAAAGACUACGAGUUUGCUCCGGUCCAACUGACUGCGAAUUUAACUGUUCUAUUAGUAAAACCGUCAAUUGUUAAAUCACUAGAACCUAGUAUGCACGUGCCAAAGGAGACGGUCAAUCAUAUUGAAUUGGGGAAAAUAAACAAUGAAAGCAUUUUAUUUACAGUUAAUACACAAAAUAUUGUCAGUGUCUAUAAAUGA